Molecule: messenger RNA, 6106 nt
Organism: Plodia interpunctella (Indianmeal moth)
Lineage: Eukaryota; Metazoa; Arthropoda; Insecta; Lepidoptera; Pyralidae
Exons: 52
Coding region: 139-5973 (1944 amino acids)
Source: RefSeq, a predicted model, not a curated record
GUUAACGGCAAAAUGUUUUAUUAAAAUUCUAAAUUUACGGGUGCUUUUACUAUAAAUAAAUACAAAAAUAUAUUGUGUGUGGUGAACAUGUAUUGAUUAUUAAGUAAAUCGUUGGUUUGAUGAAGGGGGCAGGCGAAGAUGGAAUCCCCAGACAUCAGACCAGCUGUAGAAAGUCCUGAAAAUAGUCUUUACGAUUAUCGAAGUAACGUCAGUAACAUUAUCAGCGACAGAAUGGCCAGCGCUAGUUCAGCAGAUGUUACUAAACACAGUGGUAAUUUAUAUUCAGGGAAAUCAAAAACGAAAUCAGGACAAAAAGAACUAAGUUUAAACACAUUUAGAACAACUCGAAUACCAGUGUCUACGUGCAGAGGAGGCAGAUCAAGCAUAUCUCCUUUGCAAUUCUCUAGUAGAGACAGCGGAAUUGCGACAACAAGUAACCUAAAUGGUUCUACUGAUCAAUCUCAAUCAAAUCAACAGAAAAUUUCAUCAGGUAAUAGAAUUGAAAGCAGAUUAACCCGUAUGGGAAGUUUAAAGCCAAGUCAAAUUCCACUUCGGAAGUACGGUGCAAGAACGAUUAUAAGCGACACAAAAUCGGAAGGACAUACAGAUAAAGUACCAACAAACAAAAAUGUACACACAGUGCCACUGGUAUAUAAACCAGAACCCAUCGAAGUACCAUUUACAUCUGGAGAGAGUACCACCCAUUUGGAAAUAUCACCGACGACGAGCACACUGAGACAGUCCGAACAAAUGGUUUACGACCUUAAUAACGAGAUUCCCUUCGAUACUUUACUUUCGUAUCCAAGAAGUUUAAGUUCUGAGUUUACGCUAGAUAGCGAUGAUACCAGUGGCAAACAUAUUUAUAACGAUAAUUUUAUGACUGGUUUUCCAAGAGGUGAAAAGGUGACUGCCGUAUAUGACUCCAUCAUUGUGGCCACCAAUAAAAUCAAGGCGGUCAAUGAAAAUGUUAGCAGAUGGUUGAAUGACGAGUUCAAAAUACCAUUAGACAGGCCUCCAAAAACGUCAAGCACAUGUCGCUAUUGCAGCAUGACAGAAAGUUCCAGAAAUUCUGACAGUAGUCCGGCAUACUACGUCACAGAUAACAUGGACCUUAAUGUGAAGAAAGAGACGAUCAACAACCCGAUAAAAGUGGCUUGGCACGACAUAAAUAUGAUAGAAAACUUUGCAGAUAAACAACUAUUGAAGCAGAGAAAGUCUCAACUAAAAGUUGGAGAAGUAACAACUUUAAAUUAUAAAACUGGUAAUGCGGCUUACGUGGUUUUGGAAACUCAAGGAUACAAAUGCAAAGAUACAGGUCCAGGUGUAAAUAUUGAUUUGCAAUAUCCAUCGUAUUCGACGAUGCCAGACGGAGGAAUACCAGUGCCUUCUUACACAGUCUGUCCGUCAGAAGUACUGCAGAAAACUACCAAUUUUGAAUGCUUCGACUCAAUUCCCACUAGCAUCACAACGGGCCUGGACAUUCGCGGCAACGUCUCUAGCCAGUUCACCAUGGAACACCCCAAUGAGUACGCCGUGUUGGAUGCCUGGUGCCCCCACAUUAACCCCUCGCAAAACUACCUGAAUAUCAAGUGCACCAAUUGCCCCCCAGAUAAAGCUUGGGCUCUGAGAGAGAAUCAGGAUGGCUUCAGUGAUGGAACUAAAGAUUCUGGACCUCCAGCUCGGCAGCAUUAUAUGGAAGAAAGUAGAAAAAUGUGUGCACAAAAAAGUGCGAUUAGAAAUUGUGGCAAAUCGCAACUACCGAGCAAGAAGUACAAAGUAUCCCGCCAGAUCAAAACCCUUCGUUCUCGGUAUCUGCAACAGCGGCGUUGGAUUCACGUGUGGAAGAAGAAGACGAAGUGGCACACUUGGGCGAGAUCACCCUUCAAGUUUAAGAAGUUCCGCAUGCUUCAUCAUAUGCAACGAGCCGUGCUCUGGGAAGAUGUGGACGUCCAAACUAACAUUGUUGUCUUUCGGGAGAUUGGCACCGGAAUGGCUAUGUGGCAAUUGAAGUCCGCCUGCGUCACCACUUCGGCGAACUUCGGAUUCCUCAGGCAUACAUGCGAUAUUAAAAAAUCUGAGGUACACGAAAAAGACCGGCUGUCAUUCCGGUUCAAACUCCCAUUCAAACACAUAAAUGUAGGCCCUUCGAGAUUCCCAUUCGCCCGUGACUCCCACGCAAAUUCACUGCCGCUUUCGAAGAAGUCGACGAUGGAAUCAUUGAAGAAGCGCAGAGAGAGUUCGUCGGAACCUUACAGAAGUUUCGGGUUUUUACACAAACCCAACUUCAAAUGCUAUGUUAAUCACCAAGAUAAAAUGAGCCGUUCACUGAGUCCUAUAGAAUUUGAAAAAGAAAUGAUGGAAACACUCCUAUGCACGGAGGCUAAAAUCGACCAGUUACUGAGCCCAAUAGAAAUGGAAAAGAAUAUAAAGGAUGUUGCCAUUUGUACUAUUACAGAGCCUAAAAUUAAUAAGUCGUUGAAUCCAAUAAUAGAAAUCGAAAAAAAUAUUGCACAUAGUGUCAUAUAUACGAAUACAGAAACAAUUCGUCCGAAACUUACACAAAAAGAAAUUUCUAUAACCAAUAUUUCAGUAGAUGUCGACGAUAGGAAACGGUAUAAGGUUUUGCAAAACACGUCCACGGAACCCAUUCGAUUUAAAGUCGAAAAUUCCUAUACCCAGACAUUUUAUCUAACAAACUCUGGAAUAUUGAAGAAAGAUGUAAAGAAAGAUACUCAUACUAAAAUGCAUCGCUCAUCGAACCCUGUUGAAUUUAAAACAGAAAUUGGGAGUAAUUACAUAAGCACAGAUACAACGUCUCCGAAAUUCAUAAAAAAAGAAAUAUCUAGAACUGAUAUUGCAAUGGAUUCGGCAAUUUUGAAACGUUACCAGAAGAUUUUGCAAAACACUUCCACGGAACCAAUAAAACAAAAGUUCGAAAAUACAAAUACCCAAACUGUUCAUCUUACAAAUUCUAUUGGAUUAUUAAAAAAAGGUGAUGAAGAUGGAACCCAAAUGCCGAAGCCGACGACACGGCUAAAGGAAUUUGGGACACAGCAGUCGCGCGAUUGGAACAAACCGAGAAAUGUUGCUGACAAAGAAUUGUGUACUGAGGAACGUAUUCGACCAAUGGCGCUGUCUCAUUAUACGAUUGUAGUGAAUGGAUCACGCGAUUAUGAAACUACGUCAAAUGGUCGAAGUAUCAUUUUGCCAUAUGCUUUCGAUAAUAUUUGCCGAUGUCAUAAAAGUAAACCAAUAACAGACAACAAACAAACAAUGAAAAAAAUUCGACUGGAGAGACUUAAGGCUUCUACAAAAACGAUACCUGUGCGUUCACCUGUGUGUUCACCUGUGUGUUCACCUGUGUGUAACACACCGUACAUUGUCAGAAAGUCUUCACACCACAUUGAUACCGACAGUCAUGACCGCUCACAACUAGCAAUGAAGUUUGUGGAAGAAGAUGAACCAGUGUUGUCGGUUAAUGAGAUCAGUCAGUCCCAGCAGUUGUGUGAUAAGAAGGAUUCAUCCGAUAUUGGAACACAACCUGAAACCUCACAUUACACGAUAUUCGCAGAAUCGAAUUCGGAAGAACUGCCUGUUGGUUUACAGCCAGAAGCUACCUCGCUCUACACAAUAGUUGCGGAGCAGUCGAUCGAGUCUCGAUUGAGUGCUGACAACGAUAGAGAUAUUCACACGUACUACAAAAAUAUUCGAGAUUCGUCACAGGAAUCUGAACACACGGUCGUUGACAUGAAACAGAAUCGUAACGAAAAUGCGGCGUAUAAAUUUGAAUCUCAAUCAUUUUGCUGCCGUUCCUCAAAAAGCUAUAUAUUAUUAGAUACUUCAAUAUCUAAUCAAAAAAUUGAUGCUGAAUCAGAUGCAGAUCGAAUAAGGUCUUCUGAAACUUAUUUGAUAGAACAGUCCCGUGAAAAUCAGAAAAUCCUUAUAGACACCGGCCAGUCUUGCCAUAAGGAGUAUGGUCACGAUAUGGAAACUCAAGCAUAUUUCGACAUAAUUACGAAAGUGAAGGCUGUUGAAACGUCAGCUGACACCAAUCUGUGCUUCAAAAUGCAUCUUUCACCUCACAAUACGACUUCUCAGUCGACUCUGGUUCAGAGUAUAUACCAUCCCUUCGUUUUUGAAGUGGGCACAAUGUCAUCAACUAAUAAGCAAAAUUCUGUAGGGAUAGCUACAUCAAAACUGAAAACUAAGACGAAUGACAAGUCAGUGAUGAAGUUAGAAAUAGCCACAAUCUCCCGAUCAACGAGUACUGAUUGGCUGACAAGCACCAAGUCAACUGGAAGUUCAGCGGUGAAUUUAAAGAAUAUGUCCCUUGACGCCUACGCCCAGUACUCUACUUAUAGAUGGCUUGGACUAACAAAUACGAAAGAAGUACAAACAGACAGAGAAAUAAAAACAGCUGCGGUUCUCACAUCGUCGAUGCACGUUGACAAGGCUACAGAAUCACAGUCUGUUGAAACCAGUACUUGCAAUUUCUAUAGAAAAAAUAGUCUAAAUUGCUCGUUACCAAAUAAUGAAGUGUUAUCGAAAUCCAACCAGAUUAUGCACUCGCUAACCGUAGCGGCUGUCCAGUGCAACCAGAGCCCUUACAUCCCGCUAACACAGACUCCCUCUACAACCGGCCUAGUUUUAGAAGAUUCACGGCGUAACCACCUAGCACGGUUGAAAGCAAAGACUUCGCGAGAAAACCCGAAGAAGAAACUUGUGGCAAGUGCGCCGGCGCUUUAUGACGUCGAUGACGAUGAGUUCAAAAAGUGGAUCGCCCGGGACCAAUAUAUGAAAACUCCUGACCUAUAUUCAGAGUACGAAGAAGCGAAACUAUCCAAAUUGAUAUCUCGUGCUUGUAAGACGAAGAGGUCGCGAUCGCCUUUCGUCCGAACCGGCCGAAGUUUUUUGAAAUGUGAUGCUCCGUACCCUUUCGAAAAACUAUCCAAAGAUAGUUUUCCCGAUGUUUUUCGCAAAGAAAUACCGGAAAACGAUACGGACAUGUUCCCAGAAAAAAUUACAGCACAUAGCGAUGAAAUUGCCGUACUCCAAAUGCAACCGGUCAUGAUUGACAAGGAGACAUCGGAUGUGGUGUCGAAGAAUUUAAAAGAGUCGAUACUCCAAACGUCGCCAGAUUACAGAGACGCAGAAACUGACUCCCCAAUUUGCAAGCAGAAGUCAGCCGGCGUGCUGACAUCACAAACACUGCUGCGAAACCCAGUGCACUGUUACCCUUAUCCUGAAAUCAAUCCAUUGGAUUGUGUGUUCCUAUACGACCCACUGCCACGCGCGAUAAACAGGUCGAGUUUCGAUACAACAGUUCAAAAAUUUUCAGUGCGUGAAAAUGGAUUCAACACUGUGUAUAACUCCACAAAAGUGGUGAAAAGUAUGAACGUAAUGACUGACGGCGAAACGGAGGCUUUCGGGUUUAUUUCCACUGGAACAAGUACUAGAGCUCCGUUGUUUAAUUCGUCGAGAUUCGACCCUAUGCCCGCGGAAGUUAUCAGAACUUGCUCCAAGAACUACCACGCCCGCGUGUUGCAUCUACCCCACUUCCUCGAUCAAGAUUUCUUAACAGGGGCUGAGGAAGAGCAGGUCAAGAAACCAAUGUUCGGCUCGUGUCGAUACUACAGCAACUUGUUGACCAAACAACUCGUGCGCAUGAAGGAGAAUUUGAAACAUCUGAAAAACGCCGAAGAAUGCGCCCUAUAUCAGCGAGUGUCUAGUAUGAACUGCAAACCUGAACCUGAUUGCACCGCAUGCACCAUGAUACCAAGUGGUCGGGUCGAACUGUGUUGCCAAACAACCAAACGGACUAAAAUUGGUACACCACUCUCAAGGUGCGUGAUGGCUCCUAGCGUCACCAAUAUCGGCGACGGGCAAGACAAAAAGCAUCUCAAAUCCAUCUACUAUAUGCUAACAGCCAUCGAAGGCAGAAUACGAAGGCUGAAACACAAUAUUCCUAAUUGAUUUUGUGGGAUGUCGAUAGAUGUCGCUGUUCACAAUUGUUGUCUAAAGUAGUGCGAGUUGACUAAUUUUUUUUAUCUGUUUUCACAAAUCAUGUUAAAUGAUUGUAUUUUGAUAUUUGAGUAAAAUAGUUAUA